CUCCUCGCGAAGACGCUCGCGGGCGUCGUCGUCGGCAUCGUCCUGGGCGCGAUCGUCCGCGCGACGGACCCGACCCCGCGCGCGAUAGAGCUCGUCGGCUUCCCGGGCGAACUCUUCAUGCGACUCCUGCGCGCGCUGGUGCUCCCACUCAUCGUCGUCUCCAUGGUGUGCGGCGUGUGCUCGCUCGCGAAGGGCUCGGAAGGGUCCGCGCGGCGCGUCGCGACGCGGCUCCUGGCCGCGUACGCCAUCACGUCGCUCGUCGCGUGCGCGCUCGGGCUGCUCGUCGUGAGCGUCGCGCGCCCGGGCGACGGCGUGUCGUUCGACGCGAACGGAUGCGCCGGCGCCGGCGCGACGAACGGCACCGUCGCCGGCGCCGCGACGUCGGACGACGACCACGCCGCGGACGCGCACAGGGGCGCGCUGGACGCGAUACUCGGCACCGCGAGAGCGGCGGUGACCCCGAACGUCGUCGCCGCGGCCGCGGACGGCAACAUCCUCGGCGUCAUCGUCGCGUCGCUCGCGUUCGGGGCGUCGCUCGCCGCGGUGGGCGAAGACGUCGCGCGGCCCAUCGUGGACGUCUUCUUCAGCAUGAACGUCGUCGUGCAGACGAUGAUCGCGUGGGCGUUGACGUUGAUGCCGGUUGGGGUGUUAUCCCUCGUCGCCGGGAGAGUCGCGGCGACGUGCGACGCCGGCGCGGUGCUCGUCGCGCUGGGGAAAUACGUCGCGACGGUGACGUUCGCGUUGGCGGCGCACGGCGGCGGCGUGUUGCCCGGGUUGUACGCGCUCGCGACGCGGGGGAUGGGGGUUACGCGCGGCGGCGGCGAGAAGCGGCGCGCGCCCGCGCUCGGGUGCGCGUUCGCGAUCGACUCGUCGUCCGCGACGCUGCCCGUCACGCUUCGAUGCGCGAAGACGCUGGGGAUACCGACCGACCUCGCGGAGUUCGCGCUCCCGCUCGGGGCGACGAUCAACAUGAACGGCACCGCGCUGUACGAGGCGUUGACGGUGAUUUUCAUCGCGCAGCUGCACGGGGUGAAGCUCGGGAUCGGGACGACGAUCGUGAUCGCGUUGACGUCGACGAUCGCCGCCGUCGGCGCCGCCGCGAUUCCGAGCGCGGGUUUAGUCACGAUGCUCAUAGUGCUUCAGGCGGCGGGACUCGAGGAAUUCAGCGGCGACAUCGGGAUUCUGAUGUCCGUGGAUUGGUUCCUCGACCGGUUGAGGACGGUCGUGAACGUGGAGGGGGAUCUGUUCGUCGCGAGCGCCGUC
Messenger RNA from Micromonas pusilla CCMP1545, 1263 nucleotides. RefSeq names its product Dicarboxylate/Amino Acid:Cation symporter family. The transcript has 2 exons. Gene Ontology annotation, cellular component: plasma membrane. NCBI's taxonomy places the organism in Eukaryota, Viridiplantae, Chlorophyta, Mamiellophyceae, Mamiellales, Mamiellaceae. The record is from RefSeq and is a predicted model, not a curated record. Gene Ontology annotation, molecular function: glutamate:sodium symporter activity; neutral L-amino acid transmembrane transporter activity; L-glutamate transmembrane transporter activity. The annotation marks the transcript as partial.